Nymphaea colorata (pocket water lily) is the source of this 2884-nucleotide messenger RNA. Its product is annotated as PX domain-containing protein EREL1. The transcript has 10 exons. Gene Ontology annotation, biological process: protein transport. Bases 394 to 2538 code for a protein of 714 amino acids. The record is from RefSeq and is a predicted model, not a curated record. Lineage: Eukaryota; Viridiplantae; Streptophyta; Magnoliopsida; Nymphaeales; Nymphaeaceae. Gene Ontology annotation, molecular function: phosphatidylinositol binding.
UGAGGAUGCCCACGACGGCAACAAGAAGACGGUUAGGUGGAGGGGGAGACCGGGUGAGGGUUCGCCUCUGAAACUUCCGGGAUCAAGGACCGGCGCCAGCAGCAGAAGAGAGAGAAGAAGAGAGAGAACUGGAGAAAUUCUUCUUCCUACUUCGUAGUACGAUUCCGAUCGAUCCGUCUCCCUGUGGAUCGAUCGGCGGAAGACCCAAUUCGCCCCUGUGACGCUCCCAUUCUCCCAAUAACCCGAUGCUCGAUUCCCGACCAAGAUCAGGCACCCAUCGUCGUUUCUCAUGAGCAUUGUUGGUCGAGUCUUAGGGUUAUUGGCAGCUUCGUGGACGCUUGCCGAUAGAUUUCUCUAGGGCAAGUGUGAGAGAGUUCCCCUCUAAAGUCAAAGAUGCUCAGGAAGAGCCCUCCGAAGCAUCGGCACGAUGGUACGUCGCCUUUGCCCCUCGGCAUGGAUUGGAGCCCGGCCCCUAAGAAGUGGGAUGGACGAGACACUGUUUGGCCGCAUGACCAUCGAACGGGCUGGAGUUAUUGUGUAACCAUCCCUUCUUGGAUGGCGUCACCUGAUUCAAAAGCUUUUGAUGGAAACUUGGUUAAUCCCAUCGUGUUCUACAGGGUUCAGAUCGGUAUUCAAUCACCUGAGGGAGUUACAUCUGUUCGAACAAUACUUAGAAGGUUCAGUGACUUCUUAAAGUUAUUCACUACGCUUAAGCGGGUUUUCCCUAGGAAGAAUCUCCCAUCACCUCCACCAAAGCAUGCUUUCCUGCGGGUCAAUUCUAGUAGAGUGCAGCUGGAAGAGAGAAGAUCUGCUUUGGAGGAAUGGAUGGGAAAGCUACUUUCUGACAUCGAUUUGUCUAGAAGCGUGCCAGUGGCUUCUUUUCUUGAUCUGGAAGCUGCAGCUAGGUCAUUUUUUUCAGGAAGCUCAUUGGUUAAACCUCAGACUUCAUCAGCGAUGCUGGAUUAUGGGAGUGACAAUACUUAUGAGGCUUCUGAUUUGGGAACACCAAGACAAAUUGCUCAUAAUGGAUCUGAAGCUGGAGCAGAAGAUCCUUUAUCUGAUCAAGACUUGACUGUCCCUGCUGGAGCUCUAGCAAAACUUGGAAUUCUUAACCAUGAAAAUGGCCUUCUUUUAGGAGAUUCUACUGCAGAUCAGCAAGAAGAAAUGCAGAAUCAAUUGGGGAAGGAACUUAAUGCCACAAACAGGAGUAGUUCAUAUGUAGAUUCUCAAAAUAACGUGCCUUAUUUUAGUGAUAGAAUGGAUCUAUUACUAGAAAGGGAGGAGCGUACUGGGCAUACUCGAAAACUUUCUUCUGAAAGUAUUACAAGUGAUGUGAGUUCAGUAAGAGGCAGUGAAAUUUCAAAUAUUGGGUCAUCCUAUUUAGCUGGUGAUGGUGCUCUUGAACUUGGUGGAGGUGCAGGAGGUCCAUCUACCUCUGGUUCUUCUUUUACCAAUGAGUUUCAGUUAGGUGAUGUACAGAUAGUCCUUCCCCUUGAUCAGCGUCAGAAAUUGAAUAGGGUUUUAAUAACCUUACAGAGGAGGCUAACAUCAGCAAAAACAGACAUGGAAGAUAUGAUUGCUAGGUUAAAUCAAGAAGCGGCUGUAAAAGAGUACCUUACAACUAAGGUCAAAGAUUUGAACGUAGAACUUGAGACCACUAGGCAGAAGAGCAAGGAAAAUUUACAACAGGCAAUUUUAGUUGAAAGAGAGAGAAUUACUCAACUACAGUGGGACAUGGAGGAACUUCGCAGGCAGUCCUUGGAGAUGGAAGCCAAGCUCAGAUCCGAGCAGGCUGAAAAGAAUCGAGCAGAAGCUACUAAAAAGGCUGCAACAUCUGAGAGGGAACUUUUGCAACAUGAAUUGGAUUCAACGAGAGAACAGCUUCAAAACUUGCAAAAAGCUCAUGAAGAACAGGAGAUGAAAAUGAAGGCAGAUGUAAAAGUUCUUGUAAAAGAAGUCAAAUCUCUGAGAAAGUCUCAAACUGAACUUAAGCAAGAGUUACAACAGUCUCUAAAGGCAAAAUCUGAACUAGAGAGGAUACUUUACAAGGAGCAGCAACGGCGUGAGCAUUCAAGUACUUCAAGAGUUAAGCUAUUACAUGAAUGUGAAGUUCUUUGCAACAGACUUCAAGAAUGUAGUGUCAAUUUUCUUGCUGAAGAGGAAGAUAAGUUCACCGUUGAUUCAUCUUCACUCUCAGAUGCAUUAGAUCUUUUGGCAACAUCAGAUAAUCGAAUUGGACUCUUGCUUGCAGAAGCACAGCUGUUAGCCCAGGAAAAUGAUGGUUCUGUUGGCGCUGCAAAUGAGAGGCAGGGCAGUGAAUCUCAAAGCAGCUUCCAAGUUGAUGGUGAUGAUACAGCUGCCGAUGAGGCUGCAUUGCGCAAAGUACUGGCUGAUAUUCUCAUCGACAAUGCUAGACUACGGAAGCUUGUGAAUUCUGUAAUUCGUUGUGCACUUAAAACAGCACCACAAUUUGAGGAUGUGGAUGGUGAUGAAGCACCAACAAGGAAGACCGUGCUCUACAAGUUUCUUGAAAGAUGAUUGUGAGCCUUCAGAACUACAGAUUCUUAACGUCCAUCAGUGUUCUUCCAUUCUGUGCAUAAAAGAAGCCCCCGUACACCAACCUCUUCUUUAUCUAUACGGAAAUAUAUAAUAUUAUAUUAUAGGAAAAGAAUCCGGAAAUCUUUUCUCAGAUAGCCUAGUGCUUCUGCCUUCCUGCGAAAAAAAAAAAGAAAAAGAAAAGGUAGAAACUCUGUUUUUUUUUCCUGGACCGUCCUUGUACAGUCUGGGACUUUGGACUCUGGUGUCGAGGCAAAAAUGAGAUUCAGAAUUUGCUGUACUACGUGUAUCUUGGAAAUUCUUCCCUUAUUGGACGUCCGUUUUGUUA